AUGGCUAGCGGAGGCGAUGAGGACGCCGAUACUGUCCUCAGCGAUGUCGAGUCCGACGAACCAGCGGCUAUUGUUAGAAAGGAUCCGCCGCGAGAAGAUGUGUCGGAGGAGAGGGUAAAGGAGCUAAUCGCGGAGCUCGAUCGCGAGAAGAAAGCUCGAGAAGCGGCUGAGAGUUCGAAAUCGGAGCUUCAGGUUUCGUUCAAUCGGUUGAAGUCUCUUGCUCACGAGGCAAUCAGGAAGCGUGACGAGUCCAAGCGAGAACGAGAAGAAGCCUUGAAGGAAAAGGAGAAUCUGGAGAAUGUUAACAAAGGUAAGGAUGAAUUGAUUGAUGAGAUUUCCAAGAAACUUGAUGAAGCUGUGAGAUCUAGAGAUGGUUUGAGAGCAGAGAUUGACAACUCUUCGCAUAUGUUGGUUUCUGGGAUCGACAAGAUAUCUGGUAAAGUAAGCAGCUUUAAGAAUUUUUCAAAUGGAGGUCUCCCAAAGUCUCAGAAAUACACAGGUUUGGCUUCUAUAGCCUACGGAGUUAUUAAGCGUACAAAUGAAAUUGUGGAGGAGCUCGUCAGGCAGAUUGAUACGACUGCAAAGUCGAGGAAUGAAGCUAGGGAGCAGAUGGACCAACGGAAUUUUGAGAUAGCCAUUGAAGUUUCACAGUUGGAAUCAACAAUCAGUAAUCUGCGAUUGGAGGUUGCCGAGAAGGCUUCAAUUGUUGAUGAUUUAGAGAGGGAUGUGAGUGAGAAAGACAAGAGGAGUGCUCAACUUGAGAAAGAUAAUUCAGAGAAGGUAAGCGUACUGGAAGGGGAAGCUAUGGAGCUGAAACGGUUGGUUGACGAGUAUGAUGGGAAGUUGAAAACUAUGGAACUGAAGAUGGUAGCUCAGCGUCCUUUGCUGAUGGAUCAGCUGAAUCUUGUGUCAAGGAUCCAUGAACAGCUUUACAAGGUGGUGAGGAUAGUUGAUGGAAAUAGUUCAGAACAAUCAGACUUUUCUGAGUCUUUCUUUAUGCCUCAAGAGACAGAGAUGGAGGAGAACAUUCGAGCUUCCUUGGCAGGUAUGGAAUCCAUCUUCGAAAUGACCAAAGUGGUUUCUGGGAAGACACAGAGUUUGGUGGAAGAGAAGAACCGGGAACUGAAGAAUCUGAGUGAAACUGUGGGUCUAUUAGUUAAGGAGAAGGAACAUAUUGGUACUUUAUUGAGGAGUGCUUUGUCCAAAAGAAUGAUAGCGGAGCAGCCAUCCCAAAAAAGCGAAUUGUUUCAAGCUGCAGAGAAUGGUUUGAGGGAUGUUGGUAUCGAUUCCAAAUUCAAUCAACUCGUAAAGGAUGGGAAGGUUCAGGACUCUCAUAGUGACAAUACUAAUGAUCAUAGUAAAGAAGAGAAUGAAAUAUAUUCCCUGGCCAGCACACUGGAGAAUAUUGUCAAGGUAUCUCAGCUUGAGAUUGUUGAACUGCAGCAUUCAUUGGAGGAAUCAAGGGAAGAGACUAAUUCUCUUAGGAAACAAUUGGACACUCAGACAAAGGAGCUUAAACAGAGAAUGCGCCAAAUAGAAGAACUUAAAGAAAAGGAGAGAAUAGCCAAUGAAAAUGUUGAAGGGCUUAUGACCGACAUUGCUGCUGCUGAAGAAGAAAUAACAAGAUGGAAAGUAGCAGCUGAGCAGGAGGCUGCUGCUGGUGGAGCUGUUGAACAAGACUUCACGUCGCAGCUUUAUGUGUUAAAAGAAGAACUUGAAGAGGCAAAGCAAGCAAUUAUAGAAUCAGAGAAGAAACUAAAGUUUAAGGAAGAGACUGCUGCUGCAGCCAUGGGUGCAAGGGAUGCAGCAGAGAGAUCGUUGAAGCUCGCAGACAAUAGGGCGACUAAGUUGAGGGAACGAAUACAAGAGCUAAACCGUAAAGUUGAAGAACUAGAAACGAGUCGAGAUUUGAAUACUUCAAACAGAGCUAGAUAUGUGUGUUGGCCAUGGCAACUUCUUGGGAUUGAUUUUGUGGGAGGUCGAAGAAUUGAAUCGGGACAACAGAGUUCGAACGAGAUGGAACUCGCUGAACCUCUACUAUGA
This is a messenger RNA of Arabis nemorensis, 2043 nucleotides long. Lineage: Eukaryota; Viridiplantae; Streptophyta; Magnoliopsida; Brassicales; Brassicaceae. The record is from the annotation of a GenBank genome assembly.